ACAGCUAAUGUGUAUAUCAACAAAAAGGAGAUAUCCUGUGAUCAUUGUCCAUGGAGGAUGUGUUUAUAGGGUAGGGGAGAAGUAGCAAAGGGAAGAAUGGAAAUUGGCUAGGCAUUUGCACUGGGGACAGAGUUGGCAUCUUGCAACUAUAGUUGCUGUCUUCUUGCCUGCUUGCCAUUUUCUGUCUUCCUGGUUUCUUUUUCUAAGCUGGAAUUAUAUUGCUGCUGUAAAAAAGUUCUCUUAGAAUAUCAUCUAUUUAUUUUCAUAUACUACCAGUUUCCAUUAGGUUUUGUUAGGUCAUAUCAUUUAAGAUUUUUUUGUUUAUUUUUAAGAAUCAAAAAAAAGAUGUUUGAGGACCGUGAAUCCUAGUAAUGUGUCACAAAGGAAUCGAGGUGUGCUUAACGUGAGAUAUAUGAUUUUAUCUUCCUGCUCAAUGCUUUUCCUUUUGUAACAACCAAGGUGCUCAGAAAAAAAAAAGCCACUUGUAUCAGAACGGUUGAUGAUCUAGUCCUCCAGUUGUGCCUUACUAAAUUGGAUUUUCUAUAUCUAUGGGAAUUUUUAAUACAUAUAUUUGGUAUGACACUUGUGAAACAUGCAUAAAGCCUGCCCCAAUUGAAACUUGGUAGCUCGGGUUGUAUCUUCUCUAGAAUCUCACUCCCACAGGCUUGGUGGGAGAUUUAGCAAAUGAGAGUAGUUUUAUGUAAUUCGGAAUGGAAAUACGAGAAUGGGCCCAGCGAUCUCUUUGCUAACAUGUUCACAUCAACAAUUCAAGCCUUAUCAUAUUUAUAGUACACACAAAUACAUAAAACUAUGGGGUGAGAUUGUUAUCUAGCUAAAAAGCAUGUCAGCUGGGCCUGGACUUGAGUCCCUUGUAGAUCAGACAAUUUCAGUCAUUACAAAUGAUGGACGGAAUAUAGUGGGAGUCCUGAAGGGUUUUGACCAGGCCACAAAUAUAAUUCUUGAUGAGUCCCAUGAACGUGUUUAUUCUACAAAGGAAGGUGUACAACAACUUGUUCUUGGUUUAUACAUCAUCAGGGGUGACAACAUAAGUGUUGUUGGUGAACUGGAUGAAGAUCUGGAUUCUAAUCUGGAUUUAUCAAAACUUAGAGCUCAUCCCUUGAAACCUGUCAUCCAUUGAGUGAAAAGAGUGGGUUUUGCGGCACUUUAUACCAAGUACGCUGUGAAACUCUCUAAGAAUAUGCAGAUAACAGAACUUUUCUAAUAUUCUGAUUCUAUUAAGCAUGUAAGUUUUGUCAAACAAAUGAAUGCAACAAAUUUGUGACUAUCUGACGUGAAGAACUGUCCUCUAUUUGGUUAAAAUUGAUACGGAAGUUAUUUACAAGUGAAAAAUGUGUAUGAUUAUAGUUAUUUUAAAAAACUUAUAUUUUACAAAAAGGAAAAACUCUUUCUUUUUUC
Molecule: messenger RNA, 1416 nt
Organism: Vigna unguiculata (cowpea)
Lineage: Eukaryota; Viridiplantae; Streptophyta; Magnoliopsida; Fabales; Fabaceae
Gene: LSM8
Product: Small nuclear ribonucleoprotein family protein
Biological process (GO): mRNA splicing, via spliceosome
Cellular component (GO): U6 snRNP; U4/U6 x U5 tri-snRNP complex; precatalytic spliceosome
Molecular function (GO): mRNA binding
Source: RefSeq, a predicted model, not a curated record